CAUUGUCAAAUUUGACAGCUUAAAGUAGCGAAUUUUAUGCGUGUGAUUUUCUACCUAUUAAUUCAAUAAUCUACACUGCUUUUAACACCUAAUUUAAUCGAUACCAACAUGGAAACCAAAUCACCUGGUUUUUGGUGGAUGAAGACUCCAGCUAAAGAUGUUAAGGAGGUUUCCUCUGUUCCUACACUAAAUUUAAAGAAUUUGCACUCUUCAACUUCAGUCAAUGAUAUUUUAGAGAAGGAAAAUGACGAAAAUGUGGACGUAGGAAGUAUUAUAGAAGAGAUAAAUAGAGUUGCUGCCCAAAGCCCUUUAGGUCCAUUUGAAAAAAGUAUAGAGGAGAGAAGCAUUGAAGAUAUUAUGAAAGAGGCUGAAAAAAUUUACAUGGAAAGUUCAAAAAGCUUUGAACAGCUGAGCCAAAGGUCUAAGACUUCCCAAAAUAUAAGUGACCUGCUUUCAAGUCAGUCAAAGGGAUCAACACCUACUCCUAAAAGUAUUAGCCCCCUUCCAAUUGAUCCUGGAGAAAGUGAUAGUGAUUACAGUGAAGACUUUUCCUCACAAGACAGCAGGGCUGAGUCAAAUAAUUCUUCAAAUAAAUUGCUAGAACUGGAAAAGUUAUCUAACAAUAUGGAAAAUAUUGAUGGCAAUCAGAAUAUGUAUGACAAUAAGAACAAUCCUUCAACAGAAUUUCAAAGGGUAUAUGCUGGAUCUGUGGACAGUGACAAAAGUGAAAAAUAUUCAAUUACUCAUUCCAAAUCUACAAACUUAUCCAGUUUUGUCAGCAUUGGCAACAGUAUAAAGAAGCAGGAUGUUUCUGAAAAAGGCACUAAACAGUGCUCUGAAGAAGUUCAUAUCAAUUUAAAAGAGCAAGCUAAUAAACAAGAUCAUCUGGUGCCGGUUGAACAACAAAGUUUAGAAAAGGACCAACAAGAAAUCGCUAAACUUAAUGAGGAAAUGGUGGUUAAAAAUGACUUAAUCAAAACACUUGAAGAAGACAAUAAACUCUUGAGAGGAGAGAUUCGUUCUUUGAAGCGUGAAUUGGAAACUAGUCGUUCCCAUCUCGAAAAGGUAACGUUAGAGCUGAAAGCAAAAACUUUAUCGUCCCCCGAAAUCAACUUGGAACUGGAGAAAGCGCUUGAAGAACUUAAAGAUGCCAAAGAAAUCAACACCUCCUUGCAGCUUCAGCUGGACACUAUAAAUAAGACGCACCAGUUAUUAAAAGGCUCAUACGAUGACUUGGUGGUUUCUAAUAAAACAUUGGAAAGGCGUGUGCUGGAACUAGAUACGACGUUAAACAAGUAUAAGACUGAAUUAUACAACGCCCAACAAUCCAAAGACAAACUUUUGGAAAACGAAGUUAAUCUCAACAAGCUAUUGGAAAUCGAAAAGUUACAGGCGAAAAGCUUGAAGCUUCAAAAUGAGAAGGAUUCUAGGUGUAUACAAGACCUCAAUAGGCAAAUUAAGGAAAUGGAACGAAUAAUAGCUAGAAAACAUCCGGACUCGGUAUCCGCUCUGAUAGUUGCCGCAAAAGAGGAUGCUACCGACACUAAUCUGACGGCCAGAAAGCUUCUGGAAGACAGAAUCAAAGUAUUGGAACAGGAGGUGGUCAGCAGGGAUAGUCAACAAGCGAAAGUGUUUCUCGAAAUCCAAGAAAAGUUCAAUAAAAUGAAAAGCAAGUACGAGAGCCAUAUAGAAGAUCUGGAACUUCAUGUUAGCGAUCUAAAGGACCAACUUAAACGAAAGGCCGAUACUUUUGACAUCUACACGCAAACGAUCUAUGACGAAAAAAUACCUCAAAAAGAUACGUUUACAAUAUCCACUCAAACUGAUUCGGCACCCGUCAAAACUAAAGUCACUGCCAGCAAUACAAAGAAAGAAGUUAAAGAAGAUGCUCAUCUGUUGGCCACGAUCAGGGGCCUUCAAGCGGACCUGUCCAAUAAGGAAAAAGUAAUAAGCAAGCUUCAAAAGGAAGUUGACGAAGUGAAGAAGACCAAUAGGAGACUGCAAAAAGAAAGAGAGGGUAGUUUAAGAAACAUCAGCGAUAGAAAAGAGUUUCGUAGUUACCCAGAGAGGCUCUCAGCUCAGUCCAGGUCAAAUAGCGCGCAAGACUUUAGAAAAGGAGAAUUGCAACAGUUGAAAGAGGAAAGAGACAAGCUGAAACAACAGCUUAUUAGGUUAGAGGAGGAUUAUCAGGCCUUGAAGAAUAAACGCUUGGAAGAUUUGACUGCGCUUCAAGAAGCCCACGAGCGCGAGAUCUCCAAUUACAUGUUGAGUGUCACUCCUCUCAGAGAGCAACUAGAACUGCAACAGGUGUCGGUCGCCACCUUACAAUCCCAACUUUUAAAGACCAAAGAGGAAUUAGCUAUGGUUACAGUCGACAGAGAUCAUUUAAAUAGCAGAUUGGUAAACUCCACCCAUUUAGAUUCAAAGGAUGGGGUGGACAGUUUGGAAGUCGCCGCCCUUUUAAAGAAGAUCGAAUUUUUAGAGAAACGCUACGAAGAGCGAGAACAUCGUCUUAGAGCUAUCGUCCAGGGUUUAGCUCAAAAAAGUAUAACAAAUAAGAGCUGUGAGCAGUGCGCCGAAAGACAGCAGCAGCUGAUAACCUACAAACUCGAGCUGGACCAGCUGCUGGCUACAGUAAGGGCACUGCAGUAGAAACUUAGGAAAUAUUUUUAUUUAUUUUUUUAUGUUUUAAGAUUGUGUGAUAUAAUUUAGUUUUAAAAGAAUAUAGCACUGUCCCUCAAAAAUAUGCAUAAAUUUAUUUAUUACUAAAUUUCCGUAUUUUCGCUAGUUUUUCCAAGUUUUAGAUAUCUAUUAACGAACCUCUCGUUAUACAGGGUGUUGUGACAAUUUGCUACCAAUAUAAUAAUCUGCAAUUUAAAUAAUGUUGAAAUUGAUUAAAAAUCUAAAAGUUAUGAGUUUCAGCACAAAUAUGUCAGACGCAUAAUCAUACUUCAAUAUUUAGUGCUAAAUAGGAAUCCAGUAAUUUUUGUUAUUACAGAAAUCACUAUUCACACCAAUAAUGAAAUCAAAUAUUUAAUGUUUUCUACUAAAUUGAAAAUAUAGUUUAAGGGAAAAUCAUUGCCAAAAAAAAGUUAAAACGACAUUGUCAAUAAUAAAGUUUUUCUACUCCCGUCUGUAAAAUACACACCGAUCUAGUGUGCGAGAAACGUCACUUUACCAAAUGAGUUUCUUCUCCCACUGAUCCGAGCCCCUUCGGACGUUUCCGGCAUAUUGCCGCACGGGUUUGGGAGCAAUCGGAUGUUUGCGGAGAUUUUUCCCACGCUUUGAAUUUUGGCGUUUGUCAAUUCUGACGAUCAUGUCAGUAUUCGUGUUGUUUUGCGAAAAUAUACCCCCGGUCGUGUAAAAAGUAUAGUAUGCAAGAAGUUCGGUAAACUUUUUAAGUCACUCGUUUAUUAAACACUCGCUCCGCUCGUGUCAAAUAAACUCGUGAGUCAAAUGCCGUUUACCGCACUUGUUGCAUAAUAUACUAUUAUAACCUACGUAAUGCCAUUUGGAUUAUCGUAAAAUCAAAAUAAUUUACUGCCGUGUCGUUGGACAGCACUGAUAGAAUUUUUAACAGCUUAACAACAGUAUUGUCAAACCUUUUGAAACGUCAAAAUAAAAUUUCUAUGGGAACUAGUUAAAUUUUAUGUGUAACAUAUUUCUGACCAAAGAAUCCAUGUUCUUCCGGCAAGAUGGUACAUUAUGCCCACAUGACGUCACUAUUUUUAUCGUUAAUAUUUAAAUCACCCUCGAUAUCAAAGCUUAUAGUUUAGUUGGUUGUGACUUGGCACUACGGUUAGAGUCAGGCUGACUGUCGAAGUCUCGGAAAAAGGUCGGAAAUUCUUUAAUAUAAAAAAAAUAGUUUGAACAUAUAAUUUUUAAGUGCCCAAAACAUUGAAAUUGAAUAUGUUAUGAAUAUUUCAGAAUUUUUUGACACAUAUUAACAAUGAAAUCCCCAAAAGAGAAUAGCGUAUUAUUUUAAAUAAAACGUAGAAUACAAAUUUAUAAAAUAUUUAGGACGUCACUUUUGUUCAAACCAGAAUCAAUGGCUGGCUGAAAAUGUUAAAGUCAAAGAUAACAUUAAUUAUUAACUACAUGAAAUUUGUGCGUAACGAAAGAAAUACCCACCAAAAUGAUUCAUUAAUCGCUCAAUCAAAAUCAGUUUGAACAAAGUCAUAUUUUAAGAUAUCCUUAGGGAAUGUUGGCACUAAUCGGAGCAACACACGCAUAUUCUCAUUUGACUCUUGUGUGCUUGCUUUUCUUUUAAAUAUCAAAUAGACCAUUUACCCAUGUUGCCAAAGUCACUAACCAAAUAAUCUCUGAAUCGUAAGUGAUGUAGUUGCCACAACUGUCAAUACCCACAGUUGCUAAAUUUCGACCUAAGAUAUCUAGACAUCAAUGUAAUUUGCAACGCUUAUUCCGUAAGUUAAAUAAUUUUUCCUUUGAAAUAUAUCCGUCGAGUUUACCCGCCCUCUAGAACAAUAAAUUAUUUUUAUAUUGUAUUAUAUGUAUUAUAUUACUAGGAGUUUUUUUUUCUACUUGAAGUUUAUAUAAAUUUGAUUUAACACACAAAAUUGCGAUCGCGAUUAGCCUAAAGUAAUUAAAUUUUUAUCCAGAAAUGGUGUUGUUAAAAAAAUAUUUAUAUAUUUUUUUUAAUUUUUUGUCGCGAUUUUAGCAUUUACUCAAUUAAUUAAUUAAUUAAUUAAUGUGUCGAACGGGAGCCACAAAAAAAAUAAAAUCGCUUCGAGAAAAGACAAUUAGAUGUAGUUUUAAUACUUUAGAGUUUAAGUCCCUAAUUGUGAUUAAAAAUUCUUUACCAAAGAUGUAACAGUACUUCCUUCUAAAAGCAAAUUUUGUA
Cylas formicarius (sweet potato weevil) is the source of this 4861-nucleotide messenger RNA. Its product is annotated as centrosomal protein of 162 kDa. The record is from RefSeq and is a predicted model, not a curated record. Gene Ontology annotation, biological process: cilium assembly. Bases 109 to 2652 code for a protein of 847 amino acids. Gene Ontology annotation, cellular component: centriole; centrosome; axonemal microtubule. The transcript is spliced from 4 exons. NCBI's taxonomy places the organism in Eukaryota, Metazoa, Arthropoda, Insecta, Coleoptera, Brentidae.